Molecule: messenger RNA, 1086 nt
Organism: Thlaspi arvense
Lineage: Eukaryota; Viridiplantae; Streptophyta; Magnoliopsida; Brassicales; Brassicaceae
Source: the annotation of a GenBank genome assembly
AUCCACAUAGGUAGGCCCGUUCAAUUAUACAUCCGAGGCCACACAUCCAUCGUGAAUUCCAAUUUUACCCUUCACUUCUCUUCUUCAUUUCCCCUCGUUAUCUCCGCCGGCGGCGAAAACCGCCUGGCGUUGAGACUAAUGAAUCAACUGCAAAGGAUUCUCUCUGCUCGUCGCUUAUCUCCCUCAAUCAUACCUCCGUCGUGUUUUCUCCACCGGCGGCCGUUCUUGACCUCAGAAACCGAUGCUUCGUCGACGCCUUUUCCCAAUCCUCACCAUAAGAUCCAAACUACCGAAGUCGGAGGUUCCAAUAAAAGCCGAAGCACACCGUCGAAUACAUCUUCUCUGAAAGAUCAUGAGCUUGCCAAAUUCGCUGCCAUUUCUGAUACCUGGUGGCAUUCUGAAGGACCCUUUAAGCCAUUGCAUCUGAUGAAUCCAACUCGGCUGGCUUUCAUCCGCUCGACCUUAUGCAGGCACUUCAGUAAGGAUCCGAGUUCUGCUAGGCCUUUUGAAGGACUCAGACUCAUUGAUGUAGGUUGCGGCGGCGGACUACUCUCUGAGCCACUAGCAAGGAUGGGAGCAACUGUCACAGGAAUCGAUGCUGUUGACAAGAAUGUGAAAAUUGCUCGCCUUCAUGCUGAUAUGGAUCCAGUGACCUCGAUCAUCGAAUACAGUUGUACUACAGCAGAGAAGCUAGUGGAUGAAGGGAGGACUUUUGAUGCUGUUCUUGCUUUAGAGGUCAUCGAGCAUGUAGCAAACCCUGCAGAAUUCUGCAAGUCGUUGUCAGCAUUGACCAUCCCUAACGGAGCCACAAUACUUUCUACGAUUAAUCGCUCUAUGCGAGCAUAUGCAUCAGCCAUCGUUGCAGCAGAGUACAUUCUACAAUGGCUUCCUAAAGGCACACACCAGUGGUCAAGUUUUCUAACUCCUGAAGAACUUACUAUGAUAUUACAAAGUGCUUCAGUCGAUGUGAAAGAGAUGGCUGGAUUUGUGUACAACCCGAUAACAGGAAGAUGGUUAUUGUCAGACGACAUAAGCGUCAACUUCAUUGCUUAUGGUACGAAAAGGAAUGGUCUUGGAGACAUAUAG